Molecule: messenger RNA, 1813 nt
Organism: Mesocricetus auratus (golden hamster)
Lineage: Eukaryota; Metazoa; Chordata; Mammalia; Rodentia; Cricetidae
Gene: Lmo2
Product: LIM domain only 2
Exons: 5
Coding region: 394-1056 (220 amino acids)
Biological process (GO): positive regulation of transcription by RNA polymerase II
Cellular component (GO): nucleus
Molecular function (GO): transcription coactivator activity; DNA-binding transcription factor binding
Source: RefSeq, a predicted model, not a curated record
GCAGUCACAGCCACUAGCUCGCUGCAACAGAACCGCGCUGUCCCGGGCACCCCAGAGCACCGCGACGGUGGACCUGGGACCUCGAACCUAAGACGAGCGCGACGAGCGCGCGCGAGCCAGCCACUAGGAACGCUUACAUUUCUGCAGGAAAAAGGAAAUGAAACCAGAGACAGAGGGAAGCUGAGCGAAAAUAGACCUUCGCGAGAGAGGAGGGAGCCCGGGGAGAGCCGCGCGGUCCGCUCCCCGCCCCCAGGCCGCCGCCCCCCUCUCUGCCCUCGGCGCCCCGACCCCGACGAAGGUGCGAGGGGAUCGGGGCGGCCGGGCGGAGCCUGCGACUGCGCGCGAUCGGGACCGGGCGGCGGCGGCGGCUGUGGUGACGGCAGCGGGACCGGGAUGGAAGGGAGCGCGGUGACUGUCCUUGAGCGUGGAGGGGCGAGCUCGCCAGCGGAGCGACCGAGCAAGAGGAGGCGCAGGAGCGGCGGCGCCCGAGCACCCGAGGGGGUCCGAGUCCAGGCAGCCGGCCAGGCACGCGCCACAAAGGGAGCGCCCCCGCCACCCGGCACGCCGCCUCCCUCCCCAAUGUCCUCGGCCAUCGAAAGGAAGAGCCUGGACCCGUCUGAGGAACCAGUGGAUGAGGUGCUGCAGAUACCCCCAUCCCUGCUGACAUGUGGUGGCUGCCAGCAGAACAUAGGGGACCGCUACUUCCUGAAAGCCAUCGACCAGUACUGGCACGAGGAUUGCCUCAGCUGUGACCUCUGUGGGUGCCGGCUGGGAGAGGUGGGGCGGCGCCUCUACUACAAGCUGGGACGGAAGUUGUGCAGGAGAGACUACCUCAGGCUUUUUGGUCAAGACGGUCUCUGUGCUUCGUGUGACAAGCGGAUCCGUGCCUAUGAGAUGACGAUGCGAGUGAAAGACAAAGUGUAUCACCUGGAGUGUUUCAAGUGUGCUGCCUGUCAGAAGCAUUUCUGUGUAGGUGACAGAUACCUUCUCAUCAACUCCGACAUAGUGUGUGAACAAGAUAUCUACGAGUGGACUAAGAUCAAUGGGAUGAUCUAGACCAGAGUCCCUGGCACCCUGAGGAGGUGUUCGAUGAAAAACACUGUCUCAGUGGGGGGUCUUCAUUCUUAGGCACUUUGGGAACCUGAGGGUGGGUGAGGCAUUUCUUAGGAGAUUGUGGGCUCUCCUUGGGCACUAAGACAUAGCAUCCACAUGACAUAAUGCAAAGGCUUCAGUGACAAAAGGACCAGCCCUUAGAGAGAAUUUAUGGUCACAGACUAACCAUAGUAACUGACAAGAUUAGUGGAGGAAAUAUUUGGGGACCAGCAUGCACUGUGCCAUCAUGAUAGGAUUUCCCAGAUAGGCAGUGUUGGGUAUAGAUUAGGUGUGGCUGUGGCAUUUAUGAACUAGAGAUGUGCAACUAAUUUCCUCCUGGCUUUGGAACAACCCUAUUCUAACCACUGUCCUUCAUACUAGGGAAGGAAAGAAAGAGAAGAGUCAUUCUUUUCUUCUUGAUCACUUUCCCAUGGCCUCAAACACUGGGGCCAGGGGAAACUGCAUGGAAAUACAUUUCAGUUGGGAAUGAAGUACACAUCUUUCAAUCAAACAAAUAUUUAAGGCAAUGUUGAUGGCUCACUGGUUUAGACACCUUCAUUGAAGCAAGGCACCCCACAGAUUGUUUCUAUACAAAUGUAAAUCCUAAGAAGUCAAAGUUGUUCAACUAUUUUAUUAUCUUAGAUUAUAUCAAGGUAUUUGUUGUGUGUCAUUAAAACAAACAAACCUCGAUUUGGAGACUUAAUAAAAUGACAAGCUAAAA